Molecule: messenger RNA, 1520 nt
Organism: Scleropages formosus (Asian bonytongue)
Lineage: Eukaryota; Metazoa; Chordata; Actinopteri; Osteoglossiformes; Osteoglossidae
Gene: ubxn10
Product: UBX domain protein 10
Exons: 3
Coding region: 866-1519 (217 amino acids)
Molecular function (GO): protein binding
Source: RefSeq, a predicted model, not a curated record
CCCCCCCCCCCAUAUCAUGAAUAUAGUAAACCACCAAAGAAAUCUAAGAACAAAUAAGCAAAAAUAAAUCUAUAAUAAACAAGCCUAAAUGAACAAACUAUAGAGGAAACCUAAUAAAACAGUGCUGUCUUAUUGCAAUGGAGAUGUAUGUAGCAGGCUGGAGAAUGUGCAGAAUUUUUACUUCCACAUCUGAUCACUAAAUGCCUUUGCCUGAUUUAGUUGUUGUUUCUGCGGCUGGACAGACCACUUAGUGUGCGACACUAGAUGUUAUUUUGAACAGUUUUCAAUUACUACAAAAGGAUGGUCAAAUAUUACAGCCAAACACACAAGAUCGACUACUUGAUCACUCUCAUAAUGUGAUUUAUGGGGAAAACUUAUUAAAAGUCCCACAAUCCCCCUUCCAGGCCGCUGUCACUGCACGCGACCUCAUCGUACGCGCUGACGCACGAACGUCGCCUAGACAACGUGGUUGUCACGGUAACGGGAGCGACGCUAAAAGGAAGCCCUAUGGACUCUUUAAACUAGCAAACGAAUGACCAUGAUUCAGAUAAAUGCGGAUUCUCAAAAUCACCACACAAUAAAGGACAUCCAGGCGCGGUCAGAGCUGGGAGGAUAUUCAGGCUGUGGAGACCAGGGCUACUCUGCUACUGUUUGAGGAUGACGUGGUCCUGUUAGCAUCACCAGAAUGUGAUCUUCAGGAUCCAGGACAGCAGUCCACAGAAGAGUGUGAUGCCAAAUGUCAUGCUGUUGGGAUGAAGGUCAGCACCUUCAAAUCUCAGGAGAAAGGAAUGGUCAGCAUGCUGACCUCCAAUGUGUGAGUUCAGCCCUGUAGAACCCCAAGCAGCGAUCCUGAGAAUUCCCCAGCAUGCACGUGUCAAGGCCUAAAUCCUCAAAAGGUCGCAGCCGGCCCAUCAUGGACUACUCCCAUAGUGCAGGGGUGGUCUCCUACCACGGUGCCGCUGUUGCCCAACGGCCCUCAUCUGCAGCACAUGAAAAAGGAGAUUGCAACAUCCACAUCCACCCCCAUUCAGUCCUUCGGCAGAGCAGCGUGAUGAGCAUGGACGAGGUGGCGGAGCUCCUGCAGAGCAUUCCCGCACCCCCAGCGGUGACUCUCAACAAGUACCGUGUGCUUCCCUCCAUCGAGAAGAAAGCGGCCUCUCAGAAUGGGCCAGAAGUCGCCGGCACCUCCAAAGCCUGGAGCGUGUCAGGGCUGGAAGCGUCCAUCUCAGCCGCAGCUGCUCCUGCCGGAGACUGCAGGACCCUGCUUCUGGCAGUCCGGUGCCCGAGCGGAAGGAGAUUUCAGCAGCACUUUCGCCCCACAGAUACUCUGCAGAUGGUGCUGAACGCUGCCGAGGCCAGGUAUGGCAAGACAUACGAGCGCGGGACGAUUGAAACCAUGGGCGUGCCCCGGGUGAGCUUCACGGAUCUCACACAGACGCUGGCUCAGAGUGGCAUCCAGAACAGGUCUGUCCUGUGCAUCUCCCAGGAGGACCACAGUGCCAUGGACACCAUGGAAUAAA